AUGGCGGGUCAAGGGAAUGUUACAGUGUCAGCAUUAAAGGCUAAGUUUGACACACCAAUCUCCAACAAUAAAACAGAAGGAACAGCCAAGAAAGUCACAGAUCGUAAUGCAAGAUUUAAGCCUCACAGUCCACCAGAUAAAACAAAUCAUGCCACCAUUCCAUCAUAUAAUAGAGCUAUAUCCGCAACCCUUGACAGAAAGACAAACCGAGAAGACACCCACAAAAGACUGAGUUACACCAAGACAGAUUCUGUGCAAUGUGAUAAAUCUACACUGAACGGAAACGCUCAAUCAGAAAGCAGUUCCCGACUAAGCAUGACAACUAACAAAAUCAACAUUCCUGCAGCGUUUUCCAAGGAGACACCACCAUCUUCAGUUACAUCCACCAAACAGACAGGCCGUGUUACCUAUGGUGGCAGUCGACAAGGCAGCAAAGAUUCUAAUAGUGAAAACUCCCUGGAAAAUUCCCCUAAAAAGACUUAUGGAUCUUCAGGAUCACCAAAGAAUUUAGUUACAGACAAAGGCAUUGCAAUGAGGGAGGCUAAUGAAAUCAAAAACCUUGGGGAAGGUCUGGUGAAAAAACGGGCAGAACUUCUGUUUCAAAAUAUCCAUGGAAAUUCAAGUACUACUACUAAAUCAAAACCGUCCCCACCUACCACAUCCGACCGGAGAGACUCUCUCCCAAAAGGAAUUUCGAUGACUAACAAAGGUAUUAUCAUCAGAGAGAGAGAUGGUAAAAAAUUUCAAAUGUGUAGCAAGGCUAAGUUGAACACAACACAAAAAUGUCCGUGCAAACCUAAGAAACUUGAAAGUAAUCAAUUCCAGGCUUUAUUAAAACAAUACAGAAAUGCUGUAGAGGUUUUAAGAAACUCGGGUGAACUUCAAAUUGAAGAUAGACCUGCAUCAUUAAUUCCUGAAUUAACAGCAGAAGAGGAAGCUGAACUUGAAGGUUCUGCAUCAUCUCAUAGCAGCACAAGCACAACGAACAGACCAAUGCCACCACUUCCACAUAAGCCAAAUGCUUCUAUCAAUGGUUCUGAACCUGAUCAAACUUAUGAUGAUGUAAUGAACACAAUAAAAGAUGAAGGCCCUGAUGAUGUAUAUGAUGACCUGGAGACACUUGAAUGCAAUACUGAUAACCAAGAAUUAGAAAAAAAGAAAGAGAAAGAAAAAAAAGAACAAGAAAAAGAAGAAAAGAAACGAAAAGAGCGAGAAGAAAAGGAAAGGAAAAAGCAAGAAAAAGAAGAAAAGAAGAUUCGAGCUAAGUUCAAAAUGGAUGGAACAGAAAAGGUUGUUGGUGAAGGAACAUAUACUGGAGAGUCAUGCAAGGGAGGUAAGCUUGAAUUGACCGUAAAGAAGGGAGACAGAAUCAACAUUCUACGUAUGCACAACAACCCUGCUGGAAAAUGGUUAGCCAAAACCGAAGACGGAAAAGUUGGCUACAUUGACUCUCAAUCUGUUGAAAUUUGUACAUCCAACAUUAAAAAUGUGAUGGGAGUUGCUGGAGGAUCAUAUGCAAACUUUACACCACCCUCAGGCUAUGCACCAGGUGAAGAAGAGAAUUCACCAGAUGACAUCUAUGAAGAAAUACCAAAAUGUGAUUAA
Acanthosepion pharaonis is the source of this 1605-nucleotide messenger RNA. The record is from the annotation of a GenBank genome assembly. Lineage: Eukaryota; Metazoa; Mollusca; Cephalopoda; Sepiida; Sepiidae.